AUGUCGUGCAUUGGUGUGGAUGACUACAGCUCAGAGUCUGAUGUGAUUAUUAUACCUUCAGCCCUGGACUUUGUCUCACAAGAUGAAAUGUUGACGCCUUUGGGAAGACUGGACAAGUACGCUGCAAGUGAGAACAUAUUUAACAGGCAAAUGGUGGCUCGAAGUUUGCUGGACACUUUGAAAGAAGUCAGUGAUGAUGAGAGAGACUGUAUUGCUGUGUUGGAGAGAAUCAGCAGAUUAGCUGAUGAUUCAGAGCCUACAGUGCGGGCAGAACUGAUGGAACAGGUGCCUCAUAUUGCUAUGUUCUGUCAAGAAAACAGACCUUCAAUCCCAUAUGCUUUUUCCAAAUACUUACUGCCUAUUGUGGUACGAUACCUCGCAGACCAGAAUAACCAGGUAAGAAAAACAAGCCAGGCAGCAUUGUUAGUUCUGUUGGAGCAAGAACUCAUAGAGAGGUAUGAUGUGGAGACCAAAGUAUGCCCUGUUCUGAUAGAUCUGACAGCUCCAGACAGCAACGAUGAUGUGAAGACAGAAGCCGUGGCUAUAAUGUGCAAAAUGGCCUCCAUGGUGGGAAAGGACAUCACGGAAAGACUUGUUCUUCCUAGGUUUUGCGAGAUGUGCUGUGACUGCAGAAUGUUUCAUGUUCGUAAGGUAUGUGCAGCCAAUUUUGGAGAUAUCUGCAGUGUGGUUGGGCAGCAAGCCACUGAAGAAAUGCUGCUGCCGAGGUUUUUCCAGCUCUGCUCUGAUAAUGUGUGGGGAGUUAGGAAAGCCUGUGCUGAAUGCUUCAUGGCAGUUUCUUGUGCAACAUCACAGGAAGUCCGGAGGACGAAAUUGUCAACCCUUUUUAUUAAUUUGAUUAGUGAUCCUUCACGAUGGGUCCGCCAAGCUGCUUUUCAGUCUCUGGGGCCUUUCAUAUCAACUUUUGCUAACCCAUCCAGCAGUGGCCAGUACUUUAAAGAAGAAGAUGGUAAAAGCCCAGAAGAUUGUGGUUCUGCACAGGGAAACAGUGAACAAGUCAGGACUACUGAAGAUGUCACAACAGAGGAUGAGCACAACAGGACAGAGGAUCUGUCUUCACGUGUUGAUAAUGAUGAUUUUGCAACAAAACUUGAAAAUGCCAUGGAAGAUCGAAAUACGGUGUCAAAUAACUCCCAGAGGGAAAGUGAUUUCCAGACUGAGUCAUCCUUCCAUUGCACUUUGUCUUCAGAAUCUUGUGGGGAAAUGGCUGAUGAGAACGAGCGAAGUUCUCAUUGCUGUACAGUAGGUCUGCGGGAGGCUAGGCUGAGUUCACAGGAAACCUUUCUUUCAGAGCAGGAGUUGUACAACUCUUUCCAUUUCUGGAGGACUCCACUUCCUGAAAUAGAUAUUGACUUGGAGCUUCAGCAGACUUCUGAGAUAAUACUUGAUAGAGAAAUUCAGGAACUCACUAUGCCAGUGUCUCCAAACAUUCCGAUGGCAACUAGGAAAGAAUUGGAAGAAAUGAUAGAAAAUUUGGAACCCCAUAUAGAUGAUCCAGAUGUUAAAGCACAAGUGGAAGUGUUGUCUGCUGCGCUCAGAGCAUCCAGUUUAGAUCCUCAGGAAGAGACAGUGGCCAGCGUCGGCAAGGGAACAGAGUCACAGACUGAACUAACCAUCAAUGACCAACAAAAUUUUAAACCUAUACUGGGUGAUAUUGUGCCUUUAAUUGGUGAUACUGUUGAG
This is a messenger RNA of Cariama cristata (Red-legged seriema), 1701 nucleotides long. Its product is annotated as serine/threonine-protein phosphatase 4 regulatory subunit 1-like. The annotation marks the transcript as partial. Gene Ontology annotation, biological process: protein dephosphorylation. The transcript has 11 exons. Lineage: Eukaryota; Metazoa; Chordata; Aves; Cariamiformes; Cariamidae. Gene Ontology annotation, molecular function: protein binding; protein phosphatase regulator activity. The record is from RefSeq and is a predicted model, not a curated record.